Molecule: messenger RNA, 2217 nt
Organism: Lycium barbarum (goji berry)
Lineage: Eukaryota; Viridiplantae; Streptophyta; Magnoliopsida; Solanales; Solanaceae
Product: endoglucanase 12
Exons: 6
Coding region: 198-2078 (626 amino acids)
Biological process (GO): carbohydrate metabolic process
Molecular function (GO): hydrolase activity, hydrolyzing O-glycosyl compounds
Source: RefSeq, a predicted model, not a curated record
GAGAGGGAAACCAAGGCUACUGUUCAUAAUCUCUUUCAACCAAAUGUCUUUAAGCACAAAUUAAGCAUAGGUACAACUUUCAAUUUAGCUGGCAAAAUUUUCCAUUUAUAUUCUCUCAAAUCAAAAUUAAAUCUAUCUUUCCAUUAAAUGUCCGUGCAGAAAAUAUCAUUUAUUCUCCCUCUGAAUAAUAACUAACAAUGCACUCGGCGAAUCAUUGGGGAGGUUCACUAGAACUAGCUGCGAACAACGGCGAUUCUGACGAUAAUCGUAGCCGGAAUUUGGAUUGGGACAGAGCAUCAGUAAAUCAUCAACAACAACAGUACAAUUACGAUCAUCGGAAUUUGGAUGAAACACAACAGGGUUGGUUAUUAGGUCCGCCGGAGAAGAAGAAGAAGAAAUAUGUGGAUUUAGGAUGUGUUGUUUGUAGCAGAAAAGCAUUAAAGUAUACAAUUUAUGGAGUCGUUAUUGCUUUCAUCGUGAUCGCACUUCCGACAAUCAUCGUAAAGUCUUUGCCAAAGCAUAAACCACGACCUUCUCCUCCAGAUAAUUACACUAUUACCCUUCACAAGGCUCUACUCUUCUUCAAUGCCCAAAAAUCUGGUACAUUGCCAAAGAACAAUGGGAUCCCAUGGAGAGGAAACUCAGGUUUAAAAGAUGGAUCAAAACUGACAGAUGUUAAAGGGGGAUUGGUUGGAGGAUACUAUGAUGCUGGAGACAACACAAAAUUCCACUUUCCCAUGUCAUUUGCAAUGACCAUGUUGAGUUGGAGUGUGAUUGAAUAUGAACACAAGUACAGAGCCAUUGGUGAAUAUGAACAUAUCAAAGACCUCAUCAAAUGGGGCACUGAUUACUUGCUCCGUACCUUCAACUCCACUGCAACUAAAAUUGACCAUAUUUACAGCCAGGUUGGUGGUGCUUUAAAUAAUUCAAAAACACCAGAUGAUCACUACUGCUGGCAAAGGCCAGAAGACAUGAAUUAUGAACGCCCUGUUCAAACAGCUACUUCAGGGCCUGAUCUAGCCGGUGAAAUGGCAGCAGCAUUGGCUGCAGCCUCCAUAGUAUUCCGGGAUAACACGCAAUAUUCAAAAAAGCUUGUUAAAGGAGCAGAGACCCUCUUUGACUUCGCCCGGGACUUUGGCAAACGGACUUCAUAUUGCCGUGGAAAUCCAUACAUUGAACCUUUCUACAACUCUACAAACUACUUCGACGAGUUCAUGUGGGGAUCAGCUUGGUUAUAUUAUGCUACUGGUAAUAAAACUUAUAUAUCUUUGGCCACUAAUCCCGGAUUGCCUAAGAAUUCCAAGGCCUUCUUCAUGAUCCCGGAUUUAAGCGUGUUGAGCUGGGAUAACAAGCUGCCUGCAGCUAUGCUGCUGUUAACUAGGAUGAGGAUAUUCUUGAAUCCAGGUUACCCUUAUGAGGAAAUGUUGAGUAGCUAUCACAAUGUCACUAGCCUUACCAUGUGUUCCUACCUAGAGAAGUUCAAUGUCUUCAACUUCACCAAAGGUGGACUAAUCCAGUUGAAUCACGGGCAAGGACAGCCGUUGCAGUAUGUGGCAAAUGCAGCCUUUUUGGCAUCACUCUUUGUUGAUUACUUGAAUGCCACUGGUGUUCCAGGAUGGAACUGUGGCCCUUACUUUUUCUCCUUGGAUAAUCUUCGCAGUUUCGCCACUUCCCAGAUGAACUAUAUUUUAGGUGAAAAUCCCAUGAAGAUGAGCUACAUAGUGGGGCAUGGAGACAAAUUCCCAAGGCAUGUUCAUCAUAGGGGUGCAUCAAUACCUACUGGUAAAACAAAGUACUCAUGCACUGGAGGUUGGAAAUUUAGAGAUACCAAAAAUCCCAAUCCUCACAACAUAACAGGAGCCAUGGUAGGAGGACCUGAUAAGUUUGACAGGUUUAAAGAUUCGCGCACGAAUUUCAGCUAUACAGAACCAACACUUGCAGGAAAUGCAGGACUUGUUGCUGCAUUGGUUUCUUUAACUGGUAGUGGUGGCUUUGGUGUUGACAAGAACAUUAUUUUCUCAGCUGUACCACCUUUAUAUCCAAUGACCCCACCCCCACCUCCACCAUGGAAACCAUAAUGUGCAGAGAUCUUGAAAACUUCAGCUUAAAUUUUGCCUGUUAUUGGGCUAUCCUUGUACAAAAAUUCGAGAUUAAAGAGUUGUUUUAACUCUAUUUAUCUUUCUGAGGUAUCGGUAAUAAACUUCUUCCAUUGAUUUA